CCCGCCGACCCGGAAGCGGUCGCCGGUGCCGGGCCGGACGGCCGCUUAGACAAGAGCCGGGCUGCGGAGCGCAGGUGCCCGGCGGUUCCAGCCCGGCGAGGGACCCUGUGAGGCCGCGGAGGAGACGCCGCUAAGUUCACUGCAGGUGGGACUCAGCGGGGCGGGGCGCAGCGCGAGCCGUUCCCGGGCGCCCCGGUCCUCGGCGUCCGUGAGUGUUCUGUGGGCCCACGGCCCUGCCCACCCUCUGAGGCCGCGGGCCGCCGCCCUGGCACCAUGAAGGCCGAAGGGUUUUCCUCGAGGGCCGCGCCCCGGCCGGAGGGGGCUGCGGAGAGGCCGAGCCGCCGAGCCACCCCUGUCGCCGGGCCCUGCCUGUAGGACGUCGGGGCCCGCCGCCCGGCUCUCGUGUCCGCGCCGCAGUAGGCGCCCCAUCGCCGGCUCUGACAUGGAGGAGGGGGCAGCUGGUCCGGGGAGCCCCCUCCCGCCCGCCAUGAAGGCAGAGACCGCGACCGCGGCGCAGGAGCCCCCGGCCGGGCCCAGCCUCAGUCACCUGCUGAGUAGCCGGAAGCUGGUGGCCCUGGGGGCCGUGCUCGGCUGGCUUCUGGUCAUCCACCUCCUGGUCAACGUGUGGCUCCUGUGCCUUCUGUCUGCGCUGCUGCUGGUGCUGGGAGGAUGGCUGGGCGCCGACGCCAUCGUGGGGCCUUCGGGUCGGCUGCACCUGGAGCGCUUCAUCCCCAUGGCUGUCUGCCCCCCAAACCCCGAGGCCGAGAGGCAGCUGGAGCAGGAGAUCGACCGCACCAUCCGGAUGGUCAUGCGGGACUUCGUGUCGUCCUGGUAUCGCACGGUGAGCCAGGAGCCUGCCUUCGAGGAGGAAAUGGAGGCAGCCAUGCGAGGGUUGGUCCAGGAGCUCCGGAGGAGGAUGGCCAGGGUGGACAGCCAUGCUCUUGCCCAGAGGGUUCUCACUCUCUGUGGUUGUCACUUGCAGAGCUAUCUUCAGGCAAAGGAGGCCACGACAGGGAAGCAGAGUGGCACAGAUGAGCCCUCCCAGCUCUGGGAGGCUUACUGCCAGGCCACCGCCCCACAUCCUGCAGUACAGAGUCCCAGGGCUGAGGUCGCCUACACACGUGGCAUUGUGAACGUGUUGCUUCAAGGCCUAGUGCCAAAGCCCCACUUGGAGACCCGGACCGGCCGCCAUGUAGUGGUGGAACUCAUUACUUGCAAUGUCAUGUUACCACUGAUCAGCAAGCUCUCAGAUCCAGACUGGAUACACCUUGUGCUAGUGGGCAUCUUUUCCAAGGCCAGAACUGGCCCAGCAGGAGUGGGUAAACCACUCUGCGCAGCCAGUGCCCUGGAACAGCCCUCAGUGCCCACAUCUCUGCCACUGAUUGUGGAGGUCCAGAGUCUAGCAGAUGCAAGAGCCCCUUCUCCAGCCCCAGUGCUCCUAAACUAUAGUGAGCCUUCACACCCCUCCCCAGAGGUCGAAGAAGGCCAUGAAGCACUGGAGGGAGAUUUGGGGGGAGUGUUAGAAGAGAGAGAAGUAGGAAACAGCUCUUCUCACUUCCUGCAGCCUCUGUUCUUGUCUGAAGACGCAGAGCUGGAGUCUCCGUUGUCUGAACUGGGCAAAGAAACCAUCAUGCUCGUGAACCCAGGCACCUUCCUCUCUGCCAGGAUUCAGGACUCCCUGUGUGCCCUAGGGGGUUCCCAGGCUCUGGAGUCUAAGGAUGAAGAGGGAUCUGAAGGAAUUGAAGGGGCAGAAGCUGAGGAGGGUCCAGGAACAGAAACAGAGACCGGCCUGCUUGUCUCCAUGCUGAAUUCCUGCCCAGAGAUCCAGAUUGACACAGCAGACAAGGACGUAGAGCAGGGAGAUGUCACCUCUCUUACAACUUUGCUGGCCAGUCCAGAAAGGAUGUGUACCCCACGACCCUCGUGCUUAGAGAAAGAUCUCACCAAUGGUGUGAGCUCCCUAGAUCCUAGUCUCCCACAGGUACUGCUCUCCUCCUCUCCACCUGGUCCCCUCAGCUCAGCCACCUUCAGCUUUGAGCCCCUGAGCAGUCCAGAUGGCCCCGUUAUCAUCCAGAACCUUCGUAUUACCGGCACCAUUACUGCUCGAGAGCACAGCGGCACCGGAUUCCACCCAUACACGCUCUACACGGUGAAGUAUGAGACCGCCCUUGACUGCGAGAGCAGCAGUGGCCUGCGGCAGCUGGCCUACCACACCGUGAACCGCCGUUACCGAGAGUUCCUGAAUCUGCAGACCCGUCUGGAGGAGAAAUCCGACCUACGAAAGUUCAUCAAAAAUGUGAAGGGUCCUAAGAAGCUCUUUCCAGAUCUUCCAUUUGGAAACAUGGAUAGUGACAGAGUGGAAGCCCGCAAGAGCCUCUUGGAAUCAUUCCUGAAGCAACUCUGUGCCAUUUCUGAGAUCGCUAACAGUGAGGAGAUGCAGGAGUUCCUUGCUCUGAACACAGAUGCUCGUAUUGCCUUUGUCAAGAAACCGUUCAUGGUCUCCAGAAUAGACAAGGUGGUGGUGAGCGCUAUCGUGGACACCUUGAAGACAGCAUUUCCUCGCUCUGAGCCCCAGAGCCCCACAGAGGAGCUGAGUGAGGCCGAGACAGAAAGCAAGCCCCAGCCAGAAGGCAAGAAGGCUACCAAGUCCAGACUGAGGUUUUCAUCCAGUAAAAUUGCUCCAGCACUGAAUAUAACUGAGACACACGAGAAGAUUCUCUAUUGUCUCCGGGAAGGCAGUGUGGAGUCAGAGAUCCUCUCCAUGUCUGGGAUGGAAUCCUUUAUUGAAAAGCAGACAAAGUUACUAGAAACGCAGCCAGCAGAAGCCCCAGGAAAAGAUUCUGAACAAAUCUCCAAGGGAUGUGUGGAUGACUGCGUGUCAGGUGCAGCCGUGCCAGCCCAAGACCUCAGCAACAGUGAUCCAGGAACAGAGACAGAGUUGGCUGACACAGCCCUGGAUCUGCUUCUCUUGCUGCUGAUGGAACAGUGGAGAUGGCUAUGUACGGAGAACGUGCAGAAAGUUAUUCAUCUCAUCUUUGGGACCCUGAUUCAGAGGUGGCUAGAGGUGCAGGUAGCUACUCUGACGUGUCCUCAGCGCUGGGUGCAGUACCUCCGGCUUCUUCAGGAAUCCAUCUGGCCUGGCGGGCUUUUGCCUGAGUAUCCUCGACCCGUAAGGACCCAGGAGCAGAAGGCGGCUGCUGAGAAACAGGCUUUGCAGAGCCUGAUGGGAGUCCUGCCAGAUAUCGUCGUAGAAAUCCUUGGGGUGAACAAAUGCCGGCUGAGCUGGAGUCUUGUCUUGGAGUCACUGCGGCAGCCCCUCAUCAACCGGCAUUUGAUUUACUGCCUUUGGGACAUCAUCCUGGAAUUCUUGGAUCUCAGUGCCUCUGCUGAGGAGUCCGCCAUAACCAGCUCUGCCGCAGACACCCCAGGCAGCCCCAAGAAGAUGGGCAUCUCCCCUUAGCCAGAGGUUAUUUCACCCAUUUCUUCGAAGGUUAGGAAGGGAGCAUUACUCUGCCACCCAGAGACCAGUCAGGAGGGCUGUGCCUCUGGAACUGGGCUGUGGCUCAGAAGGCCUGGGGUCUCAGUGGCACAGUUCUCCCCCAACUUAUACUCCAUUUGUACCAGGCGAUGAGGGGGUAUAUGGACCAGUUGCAUGCAUACCCAUUUCCAUGCCUCUUUGGUGGUGUUUGGACUGUUGCUGGUGGGCGGAUCCUGCUUCCUUUGGAAAAGGAAGCUGUGAGGUAGAGGAAUGAGCCCCUUUUGCCUCUCCUUUGCCCUCCUCCCUAAGGUUGUUUGCCGACAGCCUGGCCCUGUGCACACGUGUGCCUCACCCACCAGUGCAGGCUCUAGGUAGACCAGGAGAAAAACCAUAGCCAGAUUUUCUUAGAGAAGACAAUCUUCUGAGUUCUCUGUUCCCACCAGGAAACUGAAAAUUCAUUUGGGACCACUCUGGAAAGCCAGACCCCUGGUCCUACCUAGCUUCCCAACAGCCCCGCAAGAGGGAGGGAAACCAUUCUCAAGGCGUGCUUCCAGCACAUCGGCCCCGUGGAGGGUGUCACUGCAGGCUUUCUCCCUGGGUGGCUGUACUCUUCCUGUCCCAGAGACCCCAGCACAGACUGACAACACUUCUGGUAGAUCCACCCAACCCUCCGUACCCUCUCCUGAGACAGCCGCACCGCAGGUUUUCUUUACUAGCUUUCUAACCCCCUCCCCAAGAGCAGGUGAGUUUUGACCUUUGUGGCCUCCUCAGUCUUCCUUCAACCCAGUCGAAUGGCAAGUUGCAUAUUCAGCCCAGAGCUGCCCGAGGGAAGGGAAGCACUUGCCUCUUGGCUGAGAAUGCCCGGAGGAGUGAGGGUUCUCUUCUCUGCAAGUCUCUGGCAGGCCACUUUAGCUCUAAGCCACGAACAUUAGCAGCUUACCCAGAGACCGCUUUUUACUUCCUGUUCCUUCAGGAUCUAAUUAGUCUUGAAGAGCACCAGUGGUGAAAGCAAAGGCAUGGCGUCCAUUAGAAAGACGGACAAUGCGUAGAAAUUGGUGGAAGGAAAGGAGGGACGGAGAGCCAGGAGGUAGGCGCUGCACAUAGGUCUCACCGCGGGGGGUUCGCUCACCCUCGUCCCUUCAGCUUGCGCUUGCUGGGGCGUGCCUGAUGCCACUGAACUGGGACCCUUCCACUUGGAGGAGGGUCUUGGGGUUGGACUGGCGAGAACAGGGUGGGUCUAGGACAAGUGUCAAAGUUCUCUUAGAUUAAAACGGCUCACGGGAGAAACCUGUGAAAUCUUUCUGCUUCCCCACACCCCACCCCGGAAGGCUUUUAACCAUCAAACAUGUAGUGAGGUAAUUGGGGGCUUUAGUGGUACUGUUAGUGCCUAAAGGCAAGGGGAUGAAUAAGGUCAUGUCACUUGGUUCCUUCUGCCUUAAAAGUUGAUUGUUGGGCUUCCCUGGUGGCGCAGUGGUUGAGAGUCCGCCUGCCGAUGCAGGGGACAGGGGUUCGUUCCCCGGUCCGGGAGGAUCCCACAUGCCGCAGAGCGGGUGGGCCCGUGAGCCAUGGCCGCUGAGCCUGCGCGUCCAGAGCCUGUGCUCCGCAACGGGAGAGGCCACAACAGUGAGAGGCCCGCGUACAGCAAAAAAAACAAAAACAAAACAAAAAGUUAAUUGUUACAGUCACUUUAUGGCUCCAGAGUUCUCAGAGCGUCUCCCAACCCGGGACACUCACAGGAGAAGCCGCUCAGCAUUUCUCCCUGUGCUAAGUGUCUGCAGGGUGAGGGACUGCAGGGGGCCCAGCGACACUGUGCUGCCCCUCCCUCCCACCGCCAGGGCCAGGGUGCUCUCCAGGAGAGGUGGGGGGCAGCCCCGUGCUCUGCUGCCCUUCUCUCCCCAAGCUUUGCUCUCAUGUGUACUUGCCACCUAUGUUGCUUUGAAUCUCUGCUACUAGUUCUGGCUCAGAUAUGACACAAAACCAGUACACAAGCUGACAACACCGUUAAACCCCUAUAACGGUAAAUUCUAAGCAAUCUUUUGAUACUUCCAGCCCAAAGAACACUUCCUUGUAUUUCGUGUUCUAUAAGAGACCCCACCUCCAUACUCUCUGCCUCAAAAAGAUCAGCUGUCUGCAGACCCUCCUCCUACCCAGAAGGGAAAUAAUGGAUAUCGUCAAGGAAAUAAUCAAACCCCAUCUGGCUCUGAAACGACCUCCCAUGUUUAGGUAGUAGGUUCAGACAACAAGGGAGAUAAGCAUUUGGGAGCGAGCCACAGGUCUCAGGAAAAGAUACUCCAGCUGAGAGAGAGAGUGAUGAAUGAAGAAUUGGACCUACACUAACCUGGAACAUUCGUGAUUCUCCUUUUGCCCUACCCAGCCCAUUCAUUUCCAACUUCCACUCUUCCUUUGCUCAUGGCACCCAACAACAGUUGUUAGGUCCUGGGCGGAGUAAAAAUAUGUGUCAGCAUGGUCCCUGGCUAUAUGAGUUAGGUUGCUUUAGCCUGAAAUUAAAUUACUAGAAACAUUUAUUGUCUUCCCUCAGAUCAGUACCUGAGUGGGUGAGGCCCAGGGGUUGAUGGAUUCAACAACUCUGACCUCAUAGAGGGCCCAGAUUCUUCCCAUCUUUUUGCUUUGCCCUUGUAAACAUGUUAGCUCGUCCUCAGACUGCCUACCUUCAUAGUUGCUGUGCUUCAGGGCAUCACAUUCACAUAUAACAAAUAUCCAUUAAGAACGGGGGCAUCUCUCCCACGUUUUCUUCUAAAGAAUGAGGAAACCGUUUUCCAGAAGCUCUCCAAGAUUCCUCUUCUCCUGACUCGUUGGCCAGAACUGCCCGCCCCUAAGCCAGUCCACUGACAUUGAGGAUGCGUGACCACGACUGGCUCGUAGUCGUGUUUGUCGCCCAGGGAGGAGGUCACUCUCCCGGAAGGUUAGAUACCUGAAAAAAUAAUUAGAUGUUAGCAAGGAAGAAGCAGAGAAUGGGCGUUGAUAAACAGUGUCAGGUGCAGGGGCCAUCCCGCCAACAUCACCAAAGUCCCCCGUGCUCUAAAAAUAGCGAACCAGCUAAGGGUAAUGUUUGCGGAAGGUGCCACGUGAAGCCCUUCACGUCCAUUACCUUACGUAACCCACACAUCAGCCCUGUGAGGUAGUUCUACUCUCUGUCCCCACUUUAUAAGGGAACACGAGGCACAGAGAUGGUGACCUGCCAGUCACUGGAGGGAAAUGGCAGAGCUGAGAUACAAACCUUGUCAGUCUGCCCUCAGGCACACACACAUAACCAUUGUGCUAAUCUGCCUUUCUUCUUACAAAGCAAAACAAGACGGGUUCUCACUUUGAAGGAGCCUAUGGUCUAGUAGACGUCUGUGGUAAAGGGCCGGGGAACACAUACUUUAGGCUGUGUGGCCACAUGGUGGUCUCUGUUGCAGCUGCUCAGCCCUUCCACUGUGGUGUGAAAGCAGCCACGGGCAAUGUGUAUUCAGAUGACCGGCUGUUGGCAUAAAGCUUUGUUCACACAGAGGGCGGCCGGCCGGGUUUGGCCCAGGCCCCUCGUCCAGUGAGAACAGUGCUUACUGAACUGGAGUGUGUGCGUGAGUGACCUGGCGCCCUGGUAAAGGCCUAGCGAACUGCAUUCUCACAAGCUCCCAGAGGUAGCCAGUGAGAAUGCAGGCCCUCAACCGCACCUCAAGUAUCAGGGGCUUAGGACUCGGUCACCACCUCCAACUGGGUGCAUUUAAUGCACCACUAAAUAUACAGGAGGGGCACUUAAUUGAGGCUGGGGAGCCAGGGAGAGCCUGAGGUGGUAACAUCUGAAUUGACUCCUAGGAUUAAGGGGAAUUAGCUGGUGAAGCAAUGGGGAGGUGUCCAGGUGGAGAGCACAGUGAACCAGGUGGGUAGAGUUACGGGGAGUCCCCCGCAUACACAUCCUGUCUGGCCUCUUAUCUGAGGUGCCCCGAGCGGCCAGGCCUACAGGAGAGAGGUAAUGGCGGUCGAGGGCCACGGGUGGCCGUGUAGCGGGUGCGGAGGUAGCGCCUCACGAGAGAGGAAGCAGUCCUGGAGACGCGUCUACGCCAGUGUGAGUGUUUGUAACCCUGCUAAACUGCACACUUCGAAGUGGCUGAGACGGCACAUUUUGGUUUAUGUUACAGCAAUCCAGACAUUUUAAAGACAGCUGCGUGCGGCCCAGCACAGGGCGAGCCCGGUGUGUGGGGAGGGAGGGGUGAGAGCCGAGGCGGGAGCCCCGGGGGGGUCAGGCGGAGGGGGCCUGUGAGCACGAGGGCCCGGCGGGUGAGGAACCUCGGUGGGUUCCCUCUGCACGGCGGGGGUCAAGGAAGAGUCCCCCUGAGAGCGUUUGUCAUCUGCAGGCCUGCUACCGGGAACGGGGGGCUCGACCACACGCGCGCGAACCGCCCGGCCUGGUCCUGCCCCUGGGACUCGGCUCCUGCCUCAGCCCCUCCUGACCCCCUUGCUCCCUCCCGGCCUGUUCCCGCCGCUGCCUGCAUAUGAGGUGGCGGAGUCCUCACCCUGCCACCUAGUCGGCUCUGAGGACGCCAUGUGGUUGGGUAACUCACCUGCACCGACACUCAGGUCUCUGGUAGAAAAAGAGGCGAAAACGUUAAAACCCUUUUGAGAGUCAAUCGAGAUCACGUGUAAGAGCAGGUUUGUCAAGCGCCGGCGCCCUGCUGGGACGCAGCGGUGCCAUUACUGGCCCCUCCUCAGCUCCUGGACGGAGCCGUGGAGCAGCCUGGCUCCGGACCCACGGCGGCCGCGCUCUGGCCAGACCCCGCUGCCGCGGUCCGGGAUCCUGCAGUUGCUCCUCGCCGUCCUGCGCGCUGCAGACGGGAGCCGUAACGGGGGAGAAGGGAAAGCAUGAUGCUGCGCUCCUUGAAGCCCCGCUGGGCGGGCUCCGCCAUAACGCGGCUCCUCUGUCCCCUUUCCACCGGGAGAGCCGGAAGUCACAGGGCAGCGCUUGCUUGCACUGCCUUGGUGGGCCAGAGAACAAAGCGCUGGAGGCGGGAGGGUUUCCAGCCAGCAAGCCUCCGUCGCUCCUCUGUGGCGUAAAGGGUGAGGAGGCCGCUACACACGGAACACUGGCAGCUACCCCAAAGCCCCUCCCGCACCCUGAGACUGGUCUGCUACUUCGUAGUGCACAGAGAUGGCAGGGUCUGGUUUUCUUAAAAACAGGCAGGAAAACACGAACUUGGAAGAAUGUGUCAAGCAAGAAACAAGUGAAAAUCAUCAUAACGUUUCCCGGCCGUGAGCCAGGAGCAGCGGGGUUGAAGCAGAGGCAGCACGAAGCGGUGGAGGAAGUUCGGGCGCCAGCAGCCCCCGUGGCACGUGCACUGCACUCUUCUCAGAUUCGCUGAGCCCUCCUGCCGCGUCCCGCGCACUCCCACCUGUCUCUGGUCUGAAGGUACCUGUGAACUCGGCUUUUCUGGAAGUGCACACAAGCAAGUGAUAGGAUACAGAGAACUACUCCUGGCUUUGACGUCUUCACCAGCAGGACAGAGUCUGGUUUCCCCACACAUCUUGAUCCUGCAGACCUCACCCACAGGUGCUUCUCUAGGGGCCACUGGCACACUGCUUCUGGGUGUGGAGGGCUGGAGGGGAAUGAAAGGAAAGUAAUAGAAUCAAGAUCCAAACUUAGAAAACGUUUCCUAAGUGACAUUUUAAGUGUCACUAACGGGUAGCGGGCAGCUCUGCCAUUUCCCUCAAGUGACUGGCAGGCCUAUCCCAGAUAGGCCUCUUUCUCACCAAUGUUCGUUUAGGAAAUGCAAGCUAAUUUUGGUAUUAAAGUGCCAUAAAGGUUAAGGAGGUAAAUCUGUGGCUUAUGUAUAAAUAAUCCGCACUUUGACUUUUUCUCAAUUGAAGUGUAGUUGAUUUACAAUGUUGUGUUAGUUUCAGGUGUACAGCAAAGUGAUUUGGUUAUACGUAUAUAUGUGUAUAUCCAUUUUUAAUGUUUCAAUUAUUUUCAUUAUAGUUUAUUACAAGAUAUUUAAUAUAGUUCCCUGUGCUAUACAGGAAAUCCUUGUUGUUUAUUUUACAUGUGGUCACGUGCACACUUCGACGUUUUUUUCUUCUCCAUAUGUUCCCUGUUACUGUUGCACUAUAUUAUUAUGACCAAUGGAGAGUGGGUCAUACUUACUUCCAGACACUUGGAUUAAUCAAUGGGGGAUAAAGACCAAGACAGAUAAACACAAAAGUCUGAGGUUGCAGAUAAAGGCACUAUCGUGACCACAGAAGCUGUGACUUCUCUGUGCUGGGUAUAGCAUUGUGUGGUGAUCUAUAAGCUUGGGGCAUCAGCCCUUUUGUCUGUGCCCCUUGAUAAAGAAUCAUUCUGCCCCUGUAGCUGUCAGAAAGAUUUACCAUGAUUUAGCAAAAUGUCUGCAUUUCAUUUCAUAUCUUGCCAUUAGGGAGGACAGACCUUAUUGAGGAAAAAAACCAGCCCUUUCUUUAGAGUUUAUAUCCUUUACAAAUACACAGAGUCCAAAUUCAACAUAGUGAUGGCAAACCAGAUUCUUUCAAGAACAGUGAGGGCACCGUUCAUUAAGGCUUCAUGUGUCUCUAGGAGAAUCAUGUGGGCUUGGUUGGCAGUAGGACUUUUACUUGGGGACAGAAUGUAUUAUGGAGUUGGUUUAGCCAGGAAGUUGGAUGAGAUAGUUUCACAGAAGUCUAGGGGCCAGUGUUCUGCUCUCUCCUGCUUCUGUCCUUUGGCCCAUGCCCUUUCUCCAGGUAGAUUCCCUUCCUUCCUCCAGCUGUGCGUGGGUGGGCACCCUCUAUCUGUCAGAGCCAUUCAAGUUCAACCUUCUCCUUAAAGCUUUAUCUGAUUGUGCCACUCAGAGUUACCUAUCAACACGCUGCCUCUCAGGUCCUUGUGCAUACAUGUGGGGUCUUCAGCAAGAGGUUAUAAUUCUUCAAGGGCAACGAACAUUGUAUCUGUUCUACUCCCGUUAUAUCCCGGUGCCUUCUCAACCCUUUUAUCUACCUAGUGCAAAAUAAAUACUGAAGCUCGU
This is a messenger RNA of Orcinus orca (killer whale), 10482 nucleotides long. RefSeq names its product sorting nexin 19 (gene SNX19). Gene Ontology annotation, cellular component: early endosome membrane; intracellular membrane-bounded organelle. The record is from RefSeq and is a predicted model, not a curated record. The coding region runs from base 443 to 3460 and encodes 1005 amino acids. Gene Ontology annotation, molecular function: phosphatidylinositol binding. NCBI's taxonomy places the organism in Eukaryota, Metazoa, Chordata, Mammalia, Artiodactyla, Delphinidae. The transcript is spliced from 11 exons.